CAAAUCAGACACCACCAGUCGCCAAAACUCCCAGUGAGAAAGAACGAUGCAGAGAUUUUGUUCAAAGCUUCGAGCUUUGGCUCAUCUCAAACCUCCUUCUACUUCUUCAUCUUCCCUUAACCGCUUGUACCAGUCAUCUAAUUUCCAGCGCCCUUUUUCAGCUUUCUCUUCGAUUUCUCCCCAAUCCAACUCCCAUUUCAAUUCACCCAUUACUUCUUUAGUGCUAAUUAGAAAUGGGGGUUCCUGCUCCUUCUCCUUCUCCCUCUCCCCUUCUUCUUAUGCACAAGUGAGGAACUUUUCAGCUAAAUCUAAGGAGAAGAAAUGGAAGAAGACUACUCCAGCUACCUCAAGAGUCAAGAAGAUCAAGAUCAAGGGCUAUUCGUCAUAUAAAGGAAGGUUCAGGACUUUAAAUGACGGGACAAUUAGGCGAUGGAGGGAAGGCAAGCGACAUAAUGCACACUUGAAGUCAAAGAAAGCUAAAAGAAGGCUAAGAAAACCAGAGAUCGUGCAUUUGGCUUACGCAAAAGUGAUGAAGAAGCUCAACUUUUGUGCAAAUUUAUGAAAACUGUAUGCAAAAGAUGCUGAUGUUCGUAACGGAUAUCAUGUGUGGAGGUAGUUCAUCCUUCUUGAAUACUAGUUUAGUGUAUUUUGUUCUAAACUCCAAGAUCUAGUUAGCUACUCCUGCCUUACUGUCCUUCGAGACGUCUUUUUUUCGUGUUGCUAUCGAUCAUUGUAUGAUUUAAAACAGAUUUUAGGCAAUCUGUAACAGAAUUUUGGAGUGAUCCGUGGAAGUUGCAGAUUAAGGCUCCUAAUAAGGCCACCUUUUUCCGAGGCUUCUGUUC
Amaranthus tricolor (Joseph's coat) is the source of this 842-nucleotide messenger RNA. RefSeq lists its product as uncharacterized. Gene Ontology annotation, cellular component: ribosome. The transcript has 4 exons. The coding region runs from base 47 to 562 and encodes 171 amino acids. Lineage: Eukaryota; Viridiplantae; Streptophyta; Magnoliopsida; Caryophyllales; Amaranthaceae. Gene Ontology annotation, molecular function: structural constituent of ribosome. Gene Ontology annotation, biological process: translation. The record is from RefSeq and is a predicted model, not a curated record.